Messenger RNA from Fulvia fulva, 1554 nucleotides. Its product is annotated as ENTH domain-containing protein. Lineage: Eukaryota; Fungi; Ascomycota; Dothideomycetes; Mycosphaerellales; Mycosphaerellaceae. Gene Ontology annotation, cellular component: plasma membrane; endosome; clathrin vesicle coat. Gene Ontology annotation, molecular function: clathrin binding; phospholipid binding. Bases 1 to 1554 code for a protein of 517 amino acids. The record is from RefSeq and is a predicted model, not a curated record. Gene Ontology annotation, biological process: endocytosis; Golgi to endosome transport. The transcript has 3 exons.
AUGGAUCUCAACAGCAUUCGCGACCAGGUCAGCCAGCUGACGCUCUACGACAUCAAGGCCGGUGUGCGGAAGGUACAAAAUGCCGUCAUGAACUACACCGAGAUGGAAGCCAAGGUCAGGGAAGCCACAAACAACGAACCAUGGGGUGCUUCCUCGACCAUGAUGCAGGAGAUCGCGAACGGCACAUUCAACUACCAACUGCUCAACGAGAUCAUGCCUAUGAUAUACAAACGAUUCACCGAAAAGUCCGCAGAGGAAUGGCGCCAAAUCUACAAAGCACUGCAGCUGAUGGAGUUCCUAAUCAAGAACGGCUCGGAGCGCGUGAUUGACGACGCACGAUCCCACUUGUCCCUACUCAAGAUGCUCCGGCAAUUUCACUACAUCGAUCAGAACGGCAAAGACCAAGGUAUCAACGUACGAAACCGAAGCAAAGAGCUCACCGACCUUCUGAGUGACGUCGACCGGAUACGUCAGGAACGUAAAAAGGCACGAACCACAAAGAACAAGUAUGGAGGCGUGGAGGGUGGUGCUGGCCUCGGGUCGGGAGGGUUUAGCUCAGGCAGUUCCGGGCGGUACGGAGGCUUUGGCAGUGAGAGUGCCGGACAAUCAACGUUUGGUGGGAACACAAGAGGUGUAUACGGUGAUGGAGGAGGUUUCGGAGGAGAACAGCACGAUGAGUACGACGAGGGCGGACGAACAAAUACCGCUGAGAGGUUCGACGAGUACGAUGAGUACGAUGAUGGUGGUGCGACUGCUCCCACCGCUCGACGGAAAACAACAGCACCACCCAAAGCAAAGGCGAAGAAGGCAGAACCGCCAAAGCCGAAGGAGCCUGAAGUGGACCUGUUCGACUUUGGCGAUGAUGAGCCAGCCACAACCAUAGCGCCCUCGAACGGCGCAUCCUCGUCGGCAAUCCUGGCCGCUCCACCCUCUCAAGCAGCCCCAGCACCAGCGGACGAUGAUGAUUUCGACGACUUCCAAUCUGCAACUCCUGCCGCAGCUGCACCCGCACCAUUGGCAGCACCAAGCAUUCCCAAGCCAAAUUACAGCUCGUUCUCUACUUCGUCGAGCACACAGUACGCACAGCCCACGCCACAAUCCGGAUCGCAGAACGCAGCCUUUGGCAAUCUUCUCUCGACUACUUCGCCGACUAGGUCAGCCACCCCCUCUAUGUCAGGCUUCUCCUCGCCGCCACUAGCACAAGCGCAGAAGCCAACUGGAUACCAGCCUACAGGACCCAACUACUUCACGUCAGUGCAGGUUGGACAGCCUCAACAGCCUGGCACGCCGGGAUCUGGUGUCACUUCUCCAGUCGGCCAGAUUAGCGCGAAGCCAGUUCAGAAGAAGGCUGGCGGGGACGCUUUUGCUGGUCUGCUGGCCGGGAGUGGCAUGAAGAAGAAUCAAACAGCGCAGAAGGGACCAACGAUUGCAGACAUGGCCAAGCAAAAAACCCAGGCUGGUCUGUAUGGUGCAAAUGCGCCGGCUGCUAUGCCUGCUCAGUCGCAGCAGAAGCCAAAUACCGGCAGCAGUGGUCUCGACGAUCUGCUAGGGUAG